AUGUGCGCCUUAGUGGGGACCCCACAAGAAGUAACCAUAAGGAGAGAUGUCUCAGACAUUAUAGACAUUGUUAGGCAUCAAGCAUCAAACAGUCUUGAUUACACGAUGAUGUCCAGUGGAAGUUUUCGAGAAGGAUUCAGGAUGAAGAGUUCAGAUUAUGAUAGCAUGCAUUGGCCAAAUAAUCAGAGAGUAGUCUGGGAUUUGUGCCAAGUUCAGUAUUACGAUAUUCAGAGAAACACACUGAUUCUUGCUGAUACUUCUGAAAGCCCACCAGGAUACGCUUUACUUUGGUUACCGAUACCAAAUAGAGCAGCCAAAAGUUUGUCAUCCGUUGUUUUCAGAAUGAAUAAUAGAGUUUAUAUAUCUAGUUCUGCUUACAAGGAAACUUUCUUUUCACCAAUGUGGCCUGGUUCUAAUGUACACGGACCGUGUCAUAGUGGAUUUUACGGUGGUUUGAUCGAAUAUGACGAGGCUUACUGUUUGGCAUGUGACUUUUGGCCCCCAUCUGCCUCCUCAUGGAUAGCACGAUGUCACUCAUGGCCCAAAUCUCAUGUUGUUCGUGACAUAGUCAGUCAUGGGUGUCACUUUGUUGCAAUAGGCCAUAAACUUGGAAAUCAUGAAGAUGAAGAAUGGAGGAUUUCUUUUUCUUUGGCGGAGCAAAAACUUGUCUACUCAAUGAACCACUGUCAAUUCUUAACGUACGGGAUACUUAAACUGUUCAUGAAUGAUGUUUUGAACAGCAACCACAAUCCAAAACUCUAUAAAUCUAUAGAAGAACCCACUCUGCUGUCUGAAACUGAGUUAGAUAUACAACUGUUCAAAGAGAUUUAUACAAACCGUGUAAGUACAGCCGAAUCAACCUUGAAAAGCUGCAUUAAGUUCCUAAAUGCAGUAGAAUUCUUGAUAGGCACUCCUUUGACACAAUAUCAACUUGUCAAAAUAGAAAAACACACAGCUUGUAUUCUUCAGAGCACUUCCUUUGUACUAUACAAUACGUUCACUGCAUUUAUAUUACACAAUGUGCAAGGUAAAGAAGAUAUUAACAAAUUUAAGUACAUUAUUGACAAAAUAGCACAUCGAAUGCUUCGACUGGCAGCGAAGUUUGGAUUUAUUUCUGAUACGUUGUUUUUGGCAAUGUAUUACUACAAGACAUAUAGAUACAAGGAAGCUUUAGCUGUACUGCAGAUCAUAAAUGUCAAGACAGCACAACCAUUUCUGAUGCAUCUUCAAAGUGUAAAUGAGGAGAAGUAUAGAGAGGCUAUGGGGGGACUGUCAUGGUCCACAAAGGCCAGAGAGGCUGUAAUGAGCAAUGUCUGUCUUUUCAAUGAUCUGUGUUAUUUCAAUGAGUUAAUCAUAGAACAGCAAUCUAGUUUACAGAGUCCCUGGUACUUUUUAUUCAUACCACCCCUUGUAUUGUUACGUAUGCUAGAAUUCCUAUGUUACUCACAUAUUGACAUAAAGAAGGCACAAACAGCCGUAUAUGAUCUACAAGUUCUUGUUCACCAUGACCAGGAAGUAUUUCUAAAAGGGCUCAAAGACAUCUCAUGGCAGAUUUUGGGAAUCUGUCAACAUAUGACAGGCAAUCUACAGGCUGCUCUUUACUCCUAUCAACAGUCUCUCCGACAAGUCCGAGGAGCUCCUGGCACCCCAGGUGAUGAUAUAUUUGUGAGGACCUCUGAGGAGGCAUUACCUUUACUUUUUUGCUAA
Messenger RNA from Saccostrea echinata, 1707 nucleotides. RefSeq lists its product as uncharacterized. NCBI's taxonomy places the organism in Eukaryota, Metazoa, Mollusca, Bivalvia, Ostreida, Ostreidae. The record is from RefSeq and is a predicted model, not a curated record. The transcript is spliced from 3 exons. Bases 1 to 1707 code for a protein of 568 amino acids.